This is a messenger RNA of Fulvia fulva, 777 nucleotides long. RefSeq lists its product as uncharacterized. The coding region runs from base 1 to 777 and encodes 258 amino acids. The transcript is spliced from 2 exons. The record is from RefSeq and is a predicted model, not a curated record. NCBI's taxonomy places the organism in Eukaryota, Fungi, Ascomycota, Dothideomycetes, Mycosphaerellales, Mycosphaerellaceae.
AUGCCGGGCGGGAGGCCGCCUAUCGUCCUCGACGACAGACGAGAAUGGAUCACGGAACGCGUGGCUGCUGGCAUUACGCAGGAAGAGAUCCGCCGGGAGCUGGAAGAGCAGCAUGGCGUAAAGAUCGGGAGGUCGAAGUUGAUGCAACAGCUUGCCACUUGGAACAUCACUGCGAGACGGCCAGCCUACAAGGACUCCGAGGAACUGCGAGAGCGCGUCGCGCAUUGCUUCCACGUCCUGCGCUUCACUGAUGAGAAGACGCGCGAGUUGCUGGAGAAGGAAGGCUACAAUAUCGGUGAAAAGAGAAUCGCGCGACUACGGAAAGAAAUGGGUCUAUUGAAGCGCAUACCGGCCUCAGAGCGCGACGAUGCAGAGGCUGCAAUUGCGCAGUUGCUCCACCAGGAGUUGAAGGACGGCAACAAAAUCAGAGAGCUAGGCCGCCAGCAAUUGUAUAAGCAUAUCCGCUCCAGAUAUAAUGUCGUCGGACGUGAUCGUAUCUACAAAGUGGCCAAUCUGUUCGACCCAGAAGGUCCCGUUCGACGACGUGUUGAGAACGGUCGCGCCACUGCGAGAAGACGCGCCGGCCCACAGGCCAUCAAUGACCCGACCGGCGACGAGCAUGCUCCUGGAGAGCCCGACACUAUGUGCCCCGAUCCUAUCGACCCGUUGAUCAUGGCAGUUUCUGGCGCGCAAACGGCUGGACUUCCUACCGCACCAGCUGACAUUAUGGAAUGUAAUAGCUCAGAUCAUUACCCUCCGUCAGCUCAAAUUCAGUGA